AUGAGUACCUGGCUCCACCGCAUUCUGUCCGAGCCCGUCUCUGCGCCGCCCGCAGCCCCCAAUAAUGCAUCGUCGUGGCCAUCCACGCCGCUGACACCCCGAACAGCAGCGGCGAGGCUCAGGGACCCCAACGCCCCGGACUACCGCUACCAGGUCAACCAGAAAUGCAUCUACGAGCGCCGGCUGCCGGGCGGGUCGUACAUCACGGCGCACGUCCAGCGGCUGCAGUCCGGGUACUACGACAGCCCCGUGAUCCACGAGGACCGCAUCGACAAUGUCCGCUUCGUGGCCGUCAACUUUGUCUUUCACCCCAGCUCCAGCACGUUCCGGUUCAAGGCCGCGGAGAUUAGGAUCGCCUUGCACCAUAUGAGCGGGGGCGAGGCGGAGGGCCAGGGUGAAGACGGCGACGGAGGGGGUCAGGGGGUGGAGGCGACGUCGAAAACCAGCCACGAGCACGGCACGCAGACCGAGGCCGAGAAGGCGAGCCAGGCGCUGGUCAAAGGCAUCAGCAGCAGCAGUAGUAGGAAAGGCCUGCCUCGGCCAUCCCGGCCCAAGUUCCUCCGCCACGCGCCCCAUCUCCUCUACGGGAGCAUCUCGCCCGAGACGCUGGACUGGAACUUCAACCUGGCCGGGUCGCUGGGGGUGUCGCAGGGCCCCGCGAGCGCGAGCGUCAAGCCCUCGUACGGGGUCAAGAGCAGCUACAAGAUCUACGAGAUGAUGAAGAUCCAGGGGUCGGUGCGGACGCUGCGGUCGUGGCGCGGGAGUGACUACGACUACGACCACGAAAUCGAGGACGGCGAGCUGGUCUGGACUCUGGAGGAAAACCGACUCCAAAAGUCCGGGUUGCCGCGCGAAUUCACCUUUGUCAUGCUCUUGACCAAGGGGAGCGGCGGGUUCGAGGAGAGCGGCGACGUGCGCCUCGAGAUCGACGUCCGUCCAAAAGUCACUGGACGAUUGGGGCCGGCGUACCCGUCGCUGGUCACAAAGCUGCACCAGUACCGGCCCUUUAAGCGCGAGGUGCUCGACCUGGACCAGGAGAUUGGACAGGUCUUUGAGCCGCACGACGCCAAGGGCGAGGGCAAAGGCGAGGGCUUCAACUUUGCCAAUAUCGCGAGCAGCUUUGACGACUUUGUCUGGCUCCCCGGGACGGCGUACUCGACUUCUGACGCGGGUGCUGGCAGUGUGCCUCAGACGGGAACUGGAUUCAAUGCCUCGACAAUGGCGACUCAGCAGCAGCACCAGCAUCAGCAGGGAUCACAACCCCAUCAGCAACAGCUCCCUAGGAUCCAAGCACAAGACUCGCGUCCGCCACCAGGCGACACGACUCUCAACCUACGCGUCUUCCUCGAACAGUCGCGAGGGACCCCCGUCCCUUUCUCCCCCAGCCAGCUCCAGCUCCAGCUCCCGUACGUGAACCUGAAAGUGCCAUCACCAAACCCGUCGCGUGGACCAUCGCCAACACUACAACCUUCCGCGUCGGUAACGGGAUCGCGGCGAACCAUCACGAUCGGGUCGGGGUCGUCGUCCACGUCGAGGUCGAGGUCGGUGCGAAAGCGGCGGUCCCGCUCUGAGCUGUCAAAGGAGUACAAAGCGUCUCCGCAGGGGAUGGCAGCACAGCAGCAGCAGCAGCAGCAGCAGCAAUCUAAGCGCAUGGAUCUGGGUCAGGUCACAUUCAGCCAGAGACCUUCUCAACCGGCGGCUGCGGCGGUAUCAACUCCAGCACGGCCAUUUUCAUAUCAAGAACAAAAGAAUGACUCGAAGCUGGACAAGGAUCCUGAGCAUCAUCCUGACCAUGCCGAUGAAGAUGACUCGUCUGACGAGGCUGAUACUCCCAGAGCCCUCAAAUUCCCCUCAGGUGAGCUGAGUUCGCCUCAAAACCCCCUUCUGACGCCCCUCCGUCCUUCAAGUCCCGAGUACGCCACGCCGCCUGCAUAUCCGAUCCAUCCUCCUUUACUUCCCCUGUCGGGCGUGCCUCUGGACAAAGACAGCAUCGGCACAGCUUCGACCUAG
Molecule: messenger RNA, 2010 nt
Organism: Fonsecaea nubica
Lineage: Eukaryota; Fungi; Ascomycota; Eurotiomycetes; Chaetothyriales; Herpotrichiellaceae
Exons: 1
Coding region: 1-2010 (669 amino acids)
Source: RefSeq, a predicted model, not a curated record